AUGGACUUGAUCGACGAGAUACUGGAUAACGUAAAGACGAUCGCGGUGGUGGGGUUGUCGGACAAUCCGGCGCGCGCCAGCCACGGCGUGUCGGCGUAUAUGCAGGCGCAAGGGUACCGCAUUAUUCCGGUGAAUCCGGCGCUGAAGGGCGCAGCUGUGCUGGGCGAGCAGUCGUACGACGAUCUGGAAUCGGCGCUGGCAGCCGCGCAGGCGCAGGGCGUUGCCAUUGACCUGGUGGACGUAUUCCGGCGCAGCGAACUGGCGGGCGAAGUUGCCGACGUCGCGGUACGCAUCGGAGCCAGUUACAUCUGGAUGCAGGACGGUGUGGUGGAUGAGGCGGCAGCGGAGCGGGCACGCACCAGGGGCGUGGGCGUAAUUAUGGACGACUGCAUUCUGCGUCAACAUAAGCGCCGGCGGGGUUCCGGGAUCGCCAGUUAA
Geodia barretti is the source of this 438-nucleotide messenger RNA. The record is from the annotation of a GenBank genome assembly. NCBI's taxonomy places the organism in Eukaryota, Metazoa, Porifera, Demospongiae, Tetractinellida, Geodiidae.